AUGCUGCAAGCCGAAGUGAUGAUGGAAAAUGACAUUCCUCGAGAAGUCAUGUCUAGGCUCCUGAAAAUUCAUUGGGUCUGGAUCGCCCCCAUGUUCAUGUGGGUGUAUCGGCCAGCGUUCGUGCGAGACAUGAUGACCGGUGGCCAAUAUUAUUCUCCGUUGCUCUUGACGGUGAUGUGUGGACACGCUGCCCGUUUUCAUGAGGGCAAAUUGGGGGAAAUGCUGAUUGCCCGAGCACGGCUCCUAUUGGGGACCGAAAUACACCGCCCAAGCUCAAUAACUACCGUACAAGCACUACUACAGCUGAGUGCUCGAGACCUUGCUUACGGCCAUGUGUCCCAAGCAUGGACGUAUUCUGGCAUGGCUUUCAGAAUGGUCAGUGACCUUGGCCUACGUCACAGCAGUGGCUCCAUCCUGAGUCUGGGUCAUCUCAAUGCGGAAGACCUUGAAAUCCGGCGGAGACUUUUCUGGAGCUCCUACUUUUGGGACAAAGCGAUGAGUCUAUACUUGGGCAGGACCCCAGCUCUCAUCGAGCUUCCAUCAGUACAUGCCCCUGAACUCUUGGACGACUACGCCGAAUAUGCCCUAUGGUCGCCAGAGGACCCUGGCCCGAAUGCAGAAGAAGCUCCAAGCGCGUCCUAUCACCCGCUGAAAGCCUACACCAUUUCUUGCUUUGUGAAUUCGUGCAAACUAGCUGUAAUAAUCAGCGACAUUAUCGUACUUCUCUAUUCAAGAACCCCUGGCGACGAUGCAGACAGCACCCUCAGAGGAAUAAGAGAUCGAUUAGACGAAUGGAGAGCACUUUCGCCAGAUCAUCUCAAAUUACAGCCAGAUAACUUUCCCAACAUCUGCCCGCCGCCUCAUAUUAUUAGUCAAAAACAGGCGUCAGAUAGUGCGGAGAAGAUAUUGCUCUCUCUGGAGCAGGCUUAUGGCUUUUCCAAAGUAUCCUACCUCAUGGCGUACUGUAUAUAUACUUCAGCUUCAGUCAUGGUGCAAGAUGCAAAGGCUGGGGAUUCUCUCGCAAGUCGGAAAAAGGACACCUUCCUACGAGCUUUGAACACGGCGGCGAAAACUUGUCAACUGAUCCAGCGCAGUCUGGACAUCAUAAUGGACAGCCUCAACGCGGAAACUCCAAGUAUCACUCCAGCGAAACCACAUCCGGCGACGGAGAAUCUCUUGAACAGGCACUAUCUGCCUGCUUUUCCAUACCGGGAUACUCACAUGAACAUCAAUCCUAGUGCCACAGUCGAUGGUGUGGAUAUUAACGGCCCGUCGAUGUUAGACUGUUUCCCAGAGCAACACAUGGCAAGUUCCACUGGCGAUUGGUAUAUGCCAUCUUGA
Neoarthrinium moseri is the source of this 1341-nucleotide messenger RNA. RefSeq lists its product as uncharacterized. The transcript has 5 exons. Gene Ontology annotation, biological process: DNA-templated transcription. The record is from RefSeq and is a predicted model, not a curated record. The coding region runs from base 1 to 1341 and encodes 446 amino acids. NCBI's taxonomy places the organism in Eukaryota, Fungi, Ascomycota, Sordariomycetes, Amphisphaeriales, Apiosporaceae. Gene Ontology annotation, molecular function: DNA binding; zinc ion binding.